AGUGUGUAAAGCGCAUUACACUUCCUAACUCGUUGUACUAGAACUUGUUCGACUGCAUGUAUAUACAAACAUUUCGAUUAACAAGAAAGAAAAUAUUUAACAAACUUUUUUUGAAACGAUACUGCGGAAUUAUUCAGCUUGUGCAUUUUUCAUUAUUGAUGGUACAAUAUAAUUACUGGAGACUCCUUUCUUUUUUUUUCUUACCCGGCGUUGACCACUGCUACCAAUAAUGUCAGGAGGACAGAAAAAUCCAGCAAGAGAGAGAACGAGUAUUGGAAUAGGACAUGGCAAUAAGAAACGAAGCAUGGCUAAACCACAGAAACACAUUACAGAAAGCAAUGACAGUGCUGAUGUAGUAGUAAAGAAGAAAAAUCAGUUUGAACCGAUAGAUGUAACAUGUCCAUCAUGCAGUUCAAAAAUAACGACAGAGGUGACCUACGAACCUGGAUUAUCAUCAUGGAUGGCUUGUUUGGUUUGUUCUUAUUUAGGGUUGGUUCUUGGAUGUUGCUUGAUUCCGUUUCUACACAAAAGAUUUAAAGAUUGUGUACACACAUGCCCGAACUGUAAACAAAUAGUCAAAAGAUGUAGCAGGCUAAAGAGCAAGAAAUAAUGAGACUAUACAGUAAAAACUUGACUUCAAAGGGCUGAAAAAUAUGUUUUUUUUAUUAUAUAUUUUUUUUAAAUAUUUGUUUAAAUGUACUUUAUAUGAAUAGUAGAUGUUGAAUAGACUUAUUAAUUAAUAUAUGUAAACCAUAACGCCACCUUUUUUGAAAAUGUAAGAAAAAAAUAAUAUGAAACACUUCUAGUUCUCAAAAUUCAGGAAUGUGUUAGUAUAUAAAACUGUGGAAACUUGUUAAUGGUUUAUUAUAAACGUUAUCUCAUAGUUUCUACUGGAAAAGAUAAAUAACACGUUUUUUCAAUAAUAGAAUUAUUAAUAAAUAAAGGCAACAGUUAGUUACUGGUGUUCAAAAAUCAAAACAAUUAUUGAGAAAAAACAAAUUCGGGUUACAAACCAAAACCGAGGGUAAACAUAUCAAUUAUAGAAGGAAAACAAUGGAACAACAGGAACAACAGGAACGACGAUGUGCAACAAAAACAAACGCCACCACACAAAGAAAUGAACUGU
Molecule: messenger RNA, 1126 nt
Organism: Mytilus trossulus (common blue mussel)
Lineage: Eukaryota; Metazoa; Mollusca; Bivalvia; Mytilida; Mytilidae
Product: LITAF domain-containing protein-like
Exons: 3
Coding region: 230-610 (126 amino acids)
Molecular function (GO): zinc ion binding
Source: RefSeq, a predicted model, not a curated record